CAGCUUGGAUGAAUAUAAUUUGAAUGAUUCUGAAUAUAAGUAGGCAUGAUAUGCAUUUAUUUGUACAGGAAAUGCUUAUUGCAGUAGUUAUUCUUAUUAUGUAAUGGUCUCAAUGAAAUUUUAUUUUGUUUCAGAUCGUACGCCAUGCUGUUUCGGACCGAGCGCCGCCGCCGCUCCACCUUUAUCUUAACCAAAGAAAUUAAUCUCACAUAGACGCCAUAUAACAUGUGAACCAUGAAACUGGACCUACUCUUCAAUAUCGACACGUUCGACAACCGCACUGUAGACUUUAGAGACCUCUCCACAUCAAUGUAUCUCACGGACUCUUACGUCAACAAAUCUUUAGAACUUAAUGAGACAACCAACGACUUGGUCUAUGCACAGUUCGAUGACCACCCGAUAAUUGUGGCUUUAAUUAUCAUAAAAUGUCUUAUUAUGCUGUUUAUUAUUCUAGCAGCGAUUUUUGGGAACUUACUAGUCAUAGUUUCCGUCAUGAGACACAGAAAACUGCGCGUCAUCACGAAUUAUUUCGUCGUGUCGCUCGCACUAGCUGACAUGUUGGUAGCUAUUUGGGCGAUGUGCUUCAAUUUUAGCGUGGAGAUUACCAAUGGAGAGUGGCUAUUCGGGUACUUCAUGUGUGAUGUGUGGAAUUCCCUGGAUGUAUAUUUUUCUUCGGCUUCAAUAUUGCAUCUGUGUUGCAUAAGCGUGGAUAGAUACUACGCAAUCGUACAGCCAUUGGACUAUCCUUUAAUAAUGACAACGGGGAAGCUAGGGAUCAUGCUGGCCGUAGUAUGGUGUAGUCCAGCAUUGGUCUCCUUCCUACCGAUCUUCAUGGGAUGGUAUACGACGGAAGACCAUCUGGACUUUAGGAAAAGACACCCAAAAGUGUGCAGUUUCACUGUGAACAAAGUGUAUGCCGUGAUUUCAAGUAGUGUGAGUUUCUGGAUCCCGGGAGUGAUAAUGUUGUUUAUGUACUAUAGAAUCUAUGUGGAAGCCGAUCGACAGGAGAGGAUGUUAUACAGGAGUAAAGUAGCAGCCCUCCUACUGGACAAGCACCUGCAGAUCAACGGCAUCUCCAUGGGCGAGGUGAUGCGAGAGAGACAGAGCAUACAGAUGCAGCCCGCUUGCAGCAACAAGAUGAAGAGAGAAAGAAAAGCGGCCAGGACUCUGGGCAUUAUCAUGUCUGCAUUCUUGGCUUGCUGGCUACCUUUCUUUUUAUGGUACUUAAUAACAGCGCUCUGCGGUGAAGCGUGUCCCUCGCCCCCAUCGGUGGUGGCGGGCAUGUUCUGGGUGGGCUACUUCAACUCUGCGCUCAACCCGCUCAUCUACGCGUACUUCAACCGCGACUUCCGCGCCGCCUUCCGCAAGACGCUGGACUCUUGCUGUAGAUCGCUAUGUGGUGACAUGCCCCACCGCCACUGCUGUCCGCGGCGCCGCGAGCACCACCACUCCAACGUGUCAUCAGACAUCCAUAUGAACAACUGUGUCAAGUCAACUUCAGCUGACCUGUUGAGGGCUGUGCCUGCAUCAUCUUCUAGGCCAGAUGAGUGCGAUUAACAACCUUAAAGUGGAAGCAAUAAGGAUGGCUUCAACAUUCAAAAGUCUUCAGACAUCCAUAUGUACAACUGAGUCAAGCUGUGGUGUCUAGUCAACUUCAGCUGAUCUGUUGAGGGGCGUGCCCACUUCAUCGUCUAGGCCAGAUGAGUGCGAUUAACAACUUAAGUGUAAGCAAUAAGGAUGGUUUUAACUCUUCAAAGUCUUCAGACAACCAUAUAAACAACUGUGUCAACUUCAGCUGACCUGUUGAGGAGCGUGCCCGCUUCAUCUUCUAAACCAGAUGAGUACGAUUAAAAACCUUAAAAUGUAAGCAAUAAGGAUGGUUUUUAACACAACAAAUUCUUUAGACAUCCAUAUGAAUAACUGUGUCAUGACCAACUGUGUUGUCCACCUCAGCGGACCUAUUGA
Cydia pomonella (codling moth) is the source of this 1965-nucleotide messenger RNA. RefSeq names its product octopamine receptor beta-1R-like. Gene Ontology annotation, biological process: adenylate cyclase-activating adrenergic receptor signaling pathway. The transcript is spliced from 4 exons. Bases 235 to 1557 code for a protein of 440 amino acids. Gene Ontology annotation, molecular function: octopamine receptor activity. The record is from RefSeq and is a predicted model, not a curated record. Gene Ontology annotation, cellular component: membrane. NCBI's taxonomy places the organism in Eukaryota, Metazoa, Arthropoda, Insecta, Lepidoptera, Tortricidae.